Molecule: messenger RNA, 827 nt
Organism: Psylliodes chrysocephalus
Lineage: Eukaryota; Metazoa; Arthropoda; Insecta; Coleoptera; Chrysomelidae
Source: the annotation of a GenBank genome assembly
AUUUGACAAAUCCGUCAUAUCAUUCAUAAAUUCAUACAUUCCAUAAAUUUUUUUUAAUCAAUAAAUAAAAAAUUAACCAGUACCAAUAUGUCAUUAAACACAGCACAUUUAAAUGGCGAAGUGUUUCUAGACAAAGGAGAGAAGAUUUUGUUGUGUUCGGAUGGUGUAACACUAGUAUGGUGUGGGCAAAAAUCUGCGGUUUUUCAAGGUACUAAAACAGGAAUCUUAUAUCUCACUACCAAUCGCUUAAUUUUUAUAAGCAAGCCAGGGUUAAACAAAAUGAUCAGUUUUAGUUUCCCUUUCGAAUCACUUAGUGAAGUUGAGAUAGAACAACCUAGUUUUAGUGCAAAUUAUAUUAAAGGAAAAGUCAGAGCACAACGGGAUGGAAAUUGGACAGGAGAAGCCAAAUUUAAGAUAACUUUCAAGAAAGGGGGUGCUAUAGAAUUUGGCGAGGCUAUGAAAAGAGUUGCUCGAUUGGCUUUUUGUGUUGUGAAACAAACUCCACCACCGUAUGUUGCUCUUCCAGCUGUCUACGGCCUCCAUUCACAAGAAACAGAUUCUGCAGAAGUUGGACGAUCGGUCUACUCUUAUCCGAAUAAAUCUCUAAUGAAUAAUGAUAUUCCUCCACCAGCUUAUAAGAGUUUAUUAACAAAAGAAGAAAAAUAAAAAGUAACAACCCUAGUCACAAGAUUAGGCAGCCUAAUUAUGCUAUAACCUAUUUAAAUAAUAUCCUUUUAUCCAAUGAAAACUGAUGUCCUUAUUUCAAAUUAUAACUACUUUAUUUAUCCUUUUUUAUUUUAUUUGUCAAAAUAAAAUCAAAAAUUUAG